GGUAGCAAAACGACAGGACGCGAAAAUGGACGAAACAACCAAAGAAAACCUACCGAAUCAACCCGAGACGAGCAAGGAGCCGGAUCAGGGUAUGACAGAAUACACAACUGUCAGCGGGAUAACAGCCGACACCAAGGAACCGCCUAAGGAUCACAACGACGCAGCAGAGGAACUGUCAGCUUCGUCAGAGGAUCAAAACCCACUCGAGUAUCCAAGCUUUUCCCCGCAGCGGACAUCAGAGGAACGGCAAAUGGAUCAAGCGACCGAGUCAACCAAAGAAAUAUUAUAAAACAUUAUUUAGCAUGUAUAACCUAUAUAAUAUAUUAAUAUUAGUUGUAGCUUAACCACAUACUUUAGUUUAUUUCAAGAAAUCAUAAUUAACACAUAAUAACCAUUCAUACAAAUCUAAUAUACAAGAUAUAUGCAGACACAACAU
Solenopsis invicta (red fire ant) is the source of this 436-nucleotide messenger RNA. RefSeq lists its product as uncharacterized. Lineage: Eukaryota; Metazoa; Arthropoda; Insecta; Hymenoptera; Formicidae. The record is from RefSeq and is a predicted model, not a curated record.